CUUGAUGAAGACCUGUGGGACUUUGUCAAUACAGUAUGCUUGAAAGACGACUUGGAAAAACCAUCCUACUGAGUUACAUUUGUGACGCCAAAUCAUCCGAGCACAAAGACACCAGAACAAAAUGAUAGUACAACAAAAAAAGCCCCCGCCAUACGUAAUUGGUUAAAACACCCUAUAACAGCCGUCAACUAACCCAGUACCUACUAUUUUCUAUUCAUUUACGUGAGUAGAAAUCAUAAUCAGUAUAAUGCACCUCCAUCACCCGCGGCCGGGUGACGAGAUCCAUGGAGAUAACGAAAAUUGUUAUUGGGUCGAAAGCAUAUGGUGGUAUAUGUCCUUUGCAUUUCCAGCUAUUGCUGGAGCUUUUGGACCAAUAGCAUCCGCAUUUAGUAUUUGCUCUCUGAUCCGCCCGUGGAUUAAACCUUCUACGGGAGAGGAUUUGAAUAAUUGGAAUGACCAAGUGCUUGUCAUUUCAAACGCUAUACAGCUUAGCCUAGCCGUGGGGGCGAACGUACUGCUUUUGGUGAACGUUAUCCGCGGGUUGAAAUCAUCCAUUGCUCUCCCGCUUACUAUAGCUGGUUGGUAUAUAUCCGCAUUCGUUCUUGCAGCCCUGGCCAUUGUAGGGUCUCAACGGGCUGCGGCACUACAUUUCGAGUUCGUCUGGUUACAAGCAUAUUACUAUUGUAUGUAUUCUGCUAUAGUAUACUUUCUUGUUGCCUCUUUUCUAUUGUCCAACUACAUCGGCGGUCGGCGAGGUCGUCAUGACCACAACACAACGUCACAGGCUUCCGUACGGACAUUAAUGGCUCACACUAUUUUAUACUUGACUUAUCUUCUUUUUGGGGCUCUGUUAUUCUCCCGUAUCGAGGGUUGGGUAUACCUGGACGGAGUGUAUUGGGCCCAGACGACACUAUUAACAAUUGGUCUUGGAGAUAUAGUCCCAACUACGACCGCAGGGCGUGCCUUACUUGUUCCAUACUCAAUAGGUGGUGUCGUUUUAUUGGGUCUCACAUUGGCAGCUAUCCGGCGUCUGGUUUUAGCCGGAGGUAGGACUACCCUCAGUACAAAAAAGUUAUGCCGAGCUCGGAACAGUUAUCUUCAGGAGCUUAAGAACAGCGGUUCUCGAGGGACUCAUAUCAUCACUGGUCGGAAAGAACUUGAACAGACGUAUAGGAAGAUGCGCGAGGUUCAAUGGGCGGUCACCCGUCAAUUGCGUUGGACAGAGAUGGCGAUAUCCAUCAGCGUUUGGCUUGUUUUAUGGCUCUUAGGAGGCACCGUUUUCAUGAUAUGCGAAGCACCAGUUCAAGACUGGACGUUUUUCAAUGGCAUAUACUUCGCAUUCGUCAGCUUGAUGACCAUCGGCUAUGGUGAUCUUCACCCUGAAUCGAGCUGUGGGAGAUCUUUUUUCGUGUUCUGGACACUCUUGGCUGUGCCUGUGGUUACGAUUCUGAUUUCGAACGCCGAGGACUCAGUCGUCAGAAUCUUCCGAGAUCUUUCUAUUCUCGCAGGGAAUAAAAGUACCCCUGACAUUGAGAAUAAGUCCCGAGAAAGAUUCAGAGUCACCAUGUCAAGCCUUGGGCCCGAGGAAAUACAGAGUAACGGUCUUUUGGGAGCUCAAGGACUGAUAUCGAGAGGCUACGCGGAGCAAGCACCACCGGGGACCAUCAUUAGAUCACGUCGAAAAUAUCAAGUAACCCUCAUCGAUGGCAUUAGGUACACAAUUUCACGGCUUGAAGAGGAUGCUCUGCGAUCCUUUAAUUUCUACGAGUGGAUGGCGUUGAUGGAGAUGAUUGGAGAGCAAGGCAGACACAGAACCGCUUCACGUCUGGAAAGAGAUGUGGGCGAGCCAGUACCGGCAGUGGCGGGACAGAAUACUCAGACUUCUGUAACAGGAAUCCAUGAAGCUGCAGAUAGAAAUGUAGGCCUCUUUGAACUGCAUGAAUUUGAGGCAAAAAGUCCAAUCAAUGGGCCGAGAGAGGAGAUAUGUUGGAUUCUUGAGAGAUUGACAAAAGCACUCAAAAACGAGCUGGAUGAUAUGGCAAGGGAGGAAGGUAUGUUGAUUAACUGA
Molecule: messenger RNA, 2068 nt
Organism: Truncatella angustata
Lineage: Eukaryota; Fungi; Ascomycota; Sordariomycetes; Amphisphaeriales; Sporocadaceae
Exons: 5
Coding region: 248-2068 (606 amino acids)
Biological process (GO): potassium ion transmembrane transport; stabilization of membrane potential
Cellular component (GO): membrane
Molecular function (GO): potassium ion leak channel activity
Source: RefSeq, a predicted model, not a curated record